AUUUUAGACUUCAAACCACACACUGUACAGUAUUAAAUCUCACACACUUUAAAAUCUCAACACCUGAGAAGAGAAGUAAUAAAAGGUAAAUAAUACGGGCUAUUGCGAUAUUGUUUCUAAAGAGUGAAGGACAGGUUUGAUCACAAGGUGUCCUCGAUCCACCACAAAUAAAUAUUCACAGGCCCAAACAACUAAACUUACAACUAAUCCUUUAUUCAUGUGAGCAAACGGAUUGCUGUCGACAGGGCAGGACUCUGAAGGCCAAAACGAGCUGUGAGGGUAUUGGUUUCAGAAGUAAAGCAUUCAGUGAACAAAUCGCACAAUAAUUAAAGUACAGUAUCACAAAACCAGCUGUUUUAGUGAUUUGUGCAUGCAAAUGGGAUUUUAACAGAUUGAAUGUCUGUUAGCAGGAUAGAUCAUUAACAUGCUAAAAUAUAUAUUUUUUUUUAAAUGACUACAAUAUUUAACAUGUACAGUAGAUAUCAAAUCUUACCUUUGAAUCCAUGUCUUCGUUCUCUGUGCAAAUCAGAAAAGCUCUGCUGAGGUUCUGUGUUGUUCUGUGUGUGUGUGGCCCAGCAGCUGAUGUGAUCAGAGGAUGUGGGGACAGAGGGAUGUAUUGUAUAUUCUACCUGUAUUUAUGAUCGUCCCAUAAUGCAGCAGACUCAGCAUGUCCUCACAAUGUUUUACUUUUCUACAGCGUUUAUCUUCAGGUUGGCCUUAUUCACUUGCAGGGCUGCAGAGGACUGAAAGCGUCAGACAGUCACAGACGAGAUGUCCUCCUGCGGUGGUGUCAGACUGCACCAGCAGGUUCGACCAAAACACCAGUGUGUUGUUUGGUGACAGUCACAGCUCUCUCACACUUCACACUGAAAUGGACAACUGGAGCAGAGAAGCUAAGGUUGUUUACAAGCGGUGGAGAAAUCCUGAAGACAGUGUUGAGGAAAAUGCAGCGGGUCACAGCGAUGAGGACGACACAGAAAAUGAGAUCUACACUGUAGCCUCAGCAGGAGACAACUCGGAGGGAAUAAAGUCUGCAUUCAGAUCUGGAUUUGAUCAAACUGAGGAAACCUUUACAAUAGACGAUGCACUUGAUGCCAUCGGCUUUGGAAAGUUCCAAUGGAAAAUGUCUGUCCUCACCGGACUGUCAUGGAUAGGAGACGCCAUGGAGAUGAUGAUCCUUAGUAUCUUGGGCCCUCAGCUGCACUGUGAGUGGAGGCUGCCCAGCUACCAGGUGGCUCUCAUGACAUCGGUGGUGUUUGUCGGAAUGGGGAUCGGUUCACCUAUAAUAGGGAACGUGUCUGACCAGUACGGCAGAAAAGUAGGUCUGACGAUUUGUAUGUGCUGGACUCUGUUCUACGGCCUGUUGAGUGCCUUCGCUCCAGUGUACGGCUGGCUCUUGGUCCUGAGGGGCCUCGUAGGCUUUGGCAUCGGAGGAACUCCUCAGUCGGUUACACUGUACUCAGAAUUCCUCCCAGUGAAGUCAAGAGGCAUCUCCAUUAUGCUGAUUGCGGCAUUCUGGGCUCUUGGUUCUGUGUUUGAGGUCCUCUUGGCGUUGUUUGUAAUGCCCACGCUCGGCUGGAGGUGGCUGCUCGGCUUCUCCGCUAUACCAAUGGCAAUCUUUAUUUGCUUCACCUUCUGGCUGCCUGAAAGCGCUCGUUUUAAUGUGCUGACGGGGAAACCAGAGAAGGCUAUGGCAACUUUAAGACGCAUCGCCAAAGAGAAUGGCAAGGAAAUGCCUCGAGGGAAGCUUACCGCCUAUAAACAGAAUGACCGUGGACGGAUCCAAGAUCUCUUCAGUCCUCAGUACCGGAGGACUACUCUUCUUCUGUGGUUUAUAUGGUUUGCAUAUACCUUCACCUAUUACGGGAUAGUCCUGUUGACAACUGAGCUGUUCCAAGCUGGACAUUCAUGUGCGACGAUACAAGGGGCCAAGAUUGAACCAAGCUGUAGUCUGCAAUGCAAAUAUUUGACAUCAGUUGACUACAAAGACCUUUUAUGGACGACCUUGGCUGAAUUCCCAGGUAUUUUACUUGUCCUUGUGGCAAUUGACCGUAUUGGCAGGAAGAAGUGCCUGGCUCUGUGUUUCUUCAUGUUUUUUUUGUUACUUCUGCCCGUAUAUGGUUGUAUUGGGAGGAUAGCUAUUACAAUCUGCAUCUUUGUUGCCAGAGCCUUCAUCGCUGGAGGAUUCCAAGUUGCCUAUGUUUACACACCAGAGGUUUUCCCUACAGAAAACAGAGCCUUAGCAAUGGGGACUGCAAGUGCGAUAAGCAGGGUGGGUGCCCUGUUGACCUCCUUUGUGGCGCAGGUGUUAAUCAGGACAUCAGUGUACGGGACCCUGUCGUUGUACUGUGUCAUAAGUCUGCUGGGUGGCGUUGCAUCCUUGAUGCUGCCCUUUGAGACGUUGGGCAGGGGUCUGCAGGAGUCCAGUCUUGAUCAGGAGGCCAGUCUUGAUCAGGAGGCCGGAGGGCAGACGACCACCACAACCAGCCAGUCAAAUGGCAAACAGGAAUGUGAACCAGAGGGAGAUGCCACAGUAGCCGGUUUAACUGUGGAUUGAAUCCUGUGAGCGACCAUGGGUGAAGACCAACGGGACAAUCUCAUUACAGGCAGGGAGUGAUAAUUGAGGGUAGGCCUACUUCCCAUGUCUAAUGAGAGCGGGAGCACACUUGUGCUUGGACUGGUUUGUUUACUUUCUCUCUUCCAUCUAGGCCACGAGAAGCAACAGAGGGACAUUUAUGGACAAUGCUGAUUCAUUGUAGGGGCUCUGCUUAGAGCUACACAUUUCAAGCCUUCCCCUCACAUUUUGGAUAAAAAUGACUUAUUGUAUUUAUUUUAGGGGCUCAACCAGAGGGUGAAAAGAGGUGCUGCGACAAAGCCGGUAUUAGAAAAAUAAAGUUGUUGUUUUUUUACAUUAAAGCAUGUACCCUUACCAAAAAGAAGUUUAUUCAAGUGUGCUAUUAG
Messenger RNA from Sebastes umbrosus (honeycomb rockfish), 2961 nucleotides. RefSeq names its product synaptic vesicle 2-related protein-like. Gene Ontology annotation, molecular function: transmembrane transporter activity. Lineage: Eukaryota; Metazoa; Chordata; Actinopteri; Perciformes; Sebastidae. The transcript is spliced from 17 exons. Gene Ontology annotation, cellular component: membrane. Bases 668 to 2557 code for a protein of 629 amino acids. Gene Ontology annotation, biological process: transmembrane transport. The record is from RefSeq and is a predicted model, not a curated record.